Molecule: messenger RNA, 324 nt
Organism: Colletotrichum graminicola M1.001
Lineage: Eukaryota; Fungi; Ascomycota; Sordariomycetes; Glomerellales; Glomerellaceae
Exons: 1
Coding region: 1-324 (107 amino acids)
Source: RefSeq, a predicted model, not a curated record
AUGUCUACAAGCAGCUUCCAAUCUCCGGCUUCAAGUAUCUCUCGCAGAGACAGCCCCUUGAUAGCCGCUGCUAUGUCGGGCCACGAAGACAUCGUCAAAUGGUGCCCGAGUGGCCAAGACGGUCUCGCCAACGCGCUUCUGGGCUACAUUGCAAGCCGAAGUAGGAAAAUCGACACAUGGCCCGGAAGAAGAGAACCGUCGAACAGCGCGCAUAUAGCACUCGAUCUGGUUUUGGAGCACCUUACCGUUGAGGAGCAUUGCAACCUCGUCAGCUGGUUUCCGCGGCGGUCGAAAAAUACCAGCGUCCAAGCCUCCGCAGGGUAA